Messenger RNA from Gambusia affinis (western mosquitofish), 8412 nucleotides. It is a transcript of the gene igdcc4, whose product is annotated as immunoglobulin superfamily, DCC subclass, member 4. Lineage: Eukaryota; Metazoa; Chordata; Actinopteri; Cyprinodontiformes; Poeciliidae. Gene Ontology annotation, molecular function: protein binding. The transcript has 20 exons. Gene Ontology annotation, biological process: cell-cell adhesion; axon guidance. The coding region runs from base 506 to 4231 and encodes 1241 amino acids. Gene Ontology annotation, cellular component: plasma membrane; axon. The record is from RefSeq and is a predicted model, not a curated record.
GUCCCCCAAGGGCGAGAGGAAGGAAUGGAGUCCCAACAAAAAGAGAAAGGGGUGUAUGCGUGCGUGUGUGUGUGUCACCGACAGCUUCUCUGGACUCCAGCGGACUACCAUCCAGCCCCUGUCUGGUAAACGGGCGCGUGCGUGAGGGGAUACGUGUGCAUGUGUGCGGCCAAGCGUGUAUGUGUGUGGUGUGAGGAUAGGAAAGCAGCACACACACACACACACACACACGCACACACACCCCUAACAUUCGCUCGCAACAUGGCGUUGAAGCGCCGAGAGACACGACAGCUCUGCCCCGACUAAUGCGGUGGUUCUGCGCGGAAAGCCCGGGGACCGCUGCCCGACAGAGACCCAAACCUCCACUGAGACUCCCGUUACGCACCGCCGUGGACAAUAACGGAUUCCAGCGUGUGCAUGUCGCCGUGAGGGCUCGAAACUACGGUGUAUGUGAUUGUAUACAGGCACACGCUUCUACCCCGCUGGUGGAAAUCAAAGGCUGUACAUGGCGGUGGAGAGUAUUAUUUGGCUGUUCUGUCUUCUUUCGCUGUAUUGGGGUCCAACCAAGCAAGAAAAGCCUGUUUCAGUGGAACUGAGCUGUGAAGCUGGGCCCAGCCAUGUGGUUCUGGAGCUAGGUUUGCCACUUUUGCUGGACUGCAACCUGGGGUCCAGCGACACUCCUUCCAAUGUCACCUGGUUCAAGGAUGGCCAGCCCCUGCCACAGGCGCCAGGAGAUCGCCUGCAGUAUUUGACCAACGGGUCCCUCUUGUUGUCGCCCACCUCCGCAGGCAGCCAGCCUCCCCGGAACGUAGAGGGCAGUUACAGCUGUGUGAGUGCCAGCGCCAUCGGAGCCCUGACCAGCCGGACUGUCAACGUGCUGCUUGCAGGUCUGUCCAGCUUCAGUCAGGAGCCGUCGCCACAAGCGGUGACCACUGGGGGUUCUGCUCGGUUUGAGUGCCAGAUUGAGGGAGUACCCACACCUGUCAUAACAUGGCAAAAAGACAAAGUGACUAUCACUGACGAGACAAGGUUCAUUUCUCUUCCUAAUGGGGUGCUGCAGAUUCUGAAGGUGACUAAAGAGGAUGAGGGCUUCUACCGCUGUGUGGCAUCCAACUCUGAAAGGAAAAACAUCAGCCGCGAAGCUAGACUCACUGUCACGACAGGCUCCAUUGACAGUCCAAGCCCAGUAGUGAUUGUUGCGCCACCCCAGAAUGCCACAGUGGUGCUCGGCCAUCCUGCUGUGAUGGAGUGUGUGGCACAAGGCCAGCCAAAACCAUUGGUGUCAUGGAGCAGAGAAGACGGAAAGCCCAUUUCCACAGACGUGAUCGUCCUUGCCACAAACCUGGUGAUUAGGGACACGAGGCGUCACCAUGCCGGCGUCUACGUCUGCCGAGCCAACAAGCCCAAAACUAGAGAGUUUGUCUUUGCUGCUGCCGAGUUGCGCGUUGCUGCCCCUCCAGUGAUUGUACAGCCCCCAGAGUCUGUGUCCCUCUCCAGAGGGAAUACCGCCAGGUUUCUGUGCAACAGCUCUGGGGAACCUUUCCCAGUGCUGCACUGGCUGAAGAACGGCCAACCCAUUAGAUCUUUCAGGCGGAUGAAGGUGCAAAGCCCUGGGGUCCUGCUCAUCAGCCAGCUGGCUCUGGAGGACGCAGGUUACUAUCAGUGCAUCGCUGAAAACGGGCUCGGGAAGGCCUGCGCCACCGCCAGGCUGACGGUCAUUGUGAAGGAAGGUCUCCCCAGUCUUCCUCGCCGCCUGACUGCUACGCCGCACUCCAGCACAACGGCCCUGCUCUCCUGGGAGAAACCCGAAUACAACGCAGACCAAAUCAUUGCCUACUCUGUGCACUACCAACUCACUGCAGGGUCAGAUAAUCAGGACUCUUCGUUUGCAGUUAGCAACGACACCACAGAGUAUCUCGUCAAAGAGCUCCUCCCCCACACCGCCUACACUUUCUUUGUGGUGGCUUAUUCGCCCAUGGGAGCCAGUCCUCCAUCGCUGCCUAUAACCAUAGAGAUGCUUGAGGAUGUUCCCAGUGCACCUCCUCAGCUGUCCGUCGCGAGCACGUCCCCCACCGACUUCAGGCUGACGUGGCAGCCGCUGACGUCACAGCACAGCCGAGGGGCUGUCACCCGCUACCGCAUUGAUUACAGUGCGCUGGAUCAGAAGGACACUGUAUACUCAGUGGAGCUGAGGGGCAACGAGACUCAGUUCACGCUCAGGGAGCUGCGCCCCAACCAGGUUUACCGACUGAGGAUAGCUGCUGGAACCGCUGUGGGCUUCGGCGUGCCGUCUGAGUGGGUCCAGCAGCAGACAAUAGUUCGCAACGGCGCCAGUGACAGCAGCACAGUGAUUUUUGCUCCUUCUGAGCUGAAGGUCAGAGCCAGAGUGACCACUCUUAAUGUGACAUGGCAACCCUCACCAAAUCACACGCUGGUUUCUGGCUACAAGCUCUCCUAUCGGGAAGCGGAAACUGAUGAGUUCUCCAUCAGAGACAGAACGCCGCACACACACACCAUCAGGCUUCGGAAGAAGGCGAGGCACCACCUGCUGACGGGGCUCGUUCCUGACCGGCAGUAUGAGGUGAGGGUCUGGGCAUUCGACAAGCAAAAGGAUGGAGCAGCUGCAGUGUGGAAGGGAAGGACGGAUAAGAUCCAUGGUAGACCUUCCGGGCCGUCCUCGUCCCCUCCGUUGCCCCCCAGCAGCAUCCAAGCUACGGCCAACAGCUCCACCUCCAUCUGGCUCCGUUGGGAGAAACCUCGGUUCAUCAACGUGCGCAUCAUCAACUUCACGGUGCGCUGCAGCCCAGCAGGAACCACCAACGCCUCUCUUGUCUCUUAUUACACCAGUUCCUCUUUGGAGAUCCUGCUCAGGGGACUGAGGCCUUUUACCCACUAUGAGCUGGCAGUGCGGUCUAAUGGAGCGAACACUGCAGGACCCUUCAGCAGCACCAUGGUGGAGGCCACCCUGCCUGACCGGCCGUCCUCGCCACCUGAGGAGCUGCAGCUGAGAGCUCUGAACUCCUCGUCCGUGCUGGUGAGUUGGCGCCCUCCGCUGGAGCCAAAUGGCAUCAUCGUCAGCUACAAGAUUUUGUACACCGUCAACCUGAGUGAGCCUGAAGACGAGUGGAGGAAUCUCUCCGAGGGUGGGGGCAUCUUUAGUGUGGAGGUCCACGGUUUGUCAGGGGGAACUCGGUACUUCCUUAAAGUGGGAGCUUCCACAAAAGUGGGAUCAGGGCCUUUUUCACCCGUUAUGGAUGUUCAGACUCCUCUGCCCACGUAUGAGCUGGACGUUCACGCGGUCACAGGCAUCAUAGUCGGCGUUUGCUUGGGACUUAUUUGCAUCCUCCUCUGCAUGUGUUUCAGCUUCCGAAACAGCAAACCCCGAGAGCCGUCUGGAGGCCUGAGCUCCACAGCUGUGACUCCUCAGUGCAGGAAAGGCGGCUGCCCCGCUCCAGCCGGUGUGCCCGAGUGCAGCGAUAGCCACGAACUGGAGACACUGAUGCCUCCAGGCACCCAGGAGUCGGGUCAGCAGCCAACAAAAGACCCGGAGGAACAGAGUCUGAUGAUCGCUUGGAAUGGCUCUGUGAGCCAUAACUGGGUCAACAGGAUCACCCGAUACAGAGACACUAUAACAGAAGAGUCUCCAGCGCUGAUGAACGGAGCGCUCAACAUGUUCAUUGCUGCGACUGGCAUGGAAGCAGACGAUCAUCUCUCCACGUCUCUGUGCAGUAACCAGGUGGAGGCAGAAGUCAUUGUGCACUCUGAGCUGUCAGACCCCAGUGGGAGGGAGAAGGGGGAGGGCAGCGAGCGGGAUUCUAUCGCCACCCAGGGACCGUCGUUAUCAGAGGACGUGUAUUCCCCUCUGAGUCGGCCGAGUUCGCCGAGAGAAGAGGCGGAGCACCUCGAAAACCUUUCUGCUCGGGGGGCUGAAAGUCCCCCGAGUCCUCCCGCAAGAACAUUGGCGGCUCAUCGCAAUGAGGAGGCAGAAGGUGCCAGGCAACAGCAGAACGGCGACAGGGAGCCACAGCUGGACACAUGCCUCACCAAUGGCUUCCACUCUCCUAAGACUCCAAGGCCCAUGCUGAAAUCUGAGCAUCUGGAAAUGGAAGAGUCCAGACACUGCCCAUCCGCUGCAGGGAAGGCUAUCUCUGCCGGACUACCUUCUACACCCUUCGUCAGCCCCGGCUUCGUGCACUCUACCUCAGCUGCUCACAUAUAUCUGUGCCCUUAACUUCAUCUACACGGGGACAUUUCAGACUUUUUCUUUUUAUUAUUUUCCAGGAAGAAUCCAUGAAAACAAAAUAUUUUUAUGCACAUUGUCACUGGAUUUCUUUCUCUUCCUUGCAUAGUUUUAUAGGCACUCUGAACCCAUCAUUUCCCAUAUGUGUAUACUGUAUACAUAAGAAAACGUGUUUUCUUUUUCUGUAGAGAUCCAGAAAUGUUUCAGGUUCUACAUCUUUGUGGAUUCUUUUCAGAAAGAAGACAAGAAAGUUGUCCACCCCACCUUGGUUACAUCAGGCAAAAUUGGUGUUUGUGCUGGUUUGUGCAUCAAAAUGUUUUGUUUGUGCCGCUAUAGUUUUAAAGAUAUUUAGAAAAUUUCCCAGACGUCAUGAAAGGUCAACCAGCCCCUACCUUCUUCAAAUCAGACAUAAUUGGUAUCAAUCAACUCGACUAUGUUUGUGCUGGUUUGUGCAGCUAAAGUUUUUGUUAAUGCUGCUUUGGCUUUGAAGAUAUUAAUAAAAGUUUAAAGGUCAAAAGGUCAAUCAGCUCCCCCUCCGACCUACUUUUACUAAAUCAAAAUGAAAUUAAACUUUUAUUAAUAUCCUCAAAGCCAAAGCAGCAUGAACAAAAGUCUUCGCAAACCUGCACAAACGUAGUCGAGUUGAUUGACACAAUUUGAAGCAGGGUGCUGGUUGACCUUUCACGACCCCAGGAAACAUUUCUUAAUAUCUUUAAAAUGGCAUCGGCACGAACGAAAAUCUUUUGCCGCACAAACGUUUGACACCGAAUUUGCAUGAUUUGACAAGGGGGUGUGGGGGCAACUUCACUCAGGUCAGAGCAGAGGGGAGUGAAUUAUAGACGGGCUCUUCCUAUUGGUGGUGUUCCACUCGGGGAGGACAUUACAACAGGAAGGGAUGGAGUAAUUGGACGGGGUUUCAUCAGCUGUGUCAGGGUGGGUUGCUUUAUCGACAUCCCCCACAAUGUGGCAUUGAGAAAUGACCUUAAAGAGUAUUCGCUAAUGUCAGAGUGCAGAACACCCACAUCCUGUAGUCUCAGGGUCCAAACACUCACACAGGGAUUCUAGCUAGCACCAGUGCUGCGUACCGCAUACACACAUUUCCUGAGUGGAGAGUGGAGGGUGCCGGGGGGACGGAGGCUGGGUCUCAGGUGCCCAAAUAUUCUAGGUGGAUUUAUAACCUCUGUAUAGUUUCUAUUCAGUGCAAGUACAAACCAUGUCAGAGUGAAGUGAACAAGGUUCGGUAGAUGUGGAGCCACGUGUCCAUUUUGGGAGUGUGGGGGGGAACUGGGUUUUUACUGGUUAUCAGAGAGGGGCUGUCUCGUGUGAAAGUCAGAGUAUCUCAAUGUUGACAUUGGCUGCAUUAAGCUGGAGGGAAAACAAAGGGGAGAUUUUACAGCAAUCCAUCUGCAGACCACUCUCCUGAUUUAGCUCAGCAGGGAUGCACCUCUGUCCAUACUGAUGUCAGAACACUGUUACACAAAAAUUAAAACUCUUCCAACGAGCCGGUUUGAUGGCUCAAAAAGUGUUUGCCCCCUUACAGAUUAUUUUUUUCAGCGUUUUUUUUGUUUUGUUUGUUUUUUGUCAAAGUUAAAUGUUUCAGAUGAUCAAACAAAUUUUAAUCACAUAAUCACAGUAAGUAAAAAAAUGCUUUUUUUAAAAUAUACAUAUAUAUAUUAAAGUUGAUGAAUUAAAGUUUAGUGAAAGUCAAUUUUGCUCUUUUGGAGGGCUUUCGAACAUGAAUGUCAAGUUUGAGGUCACACCACAGCAGGAUCUGUGAAUACGACACGUGUGAUGUCACUUAGCCGAAUGCUGUUUUAGCUCUAUGUCAGACAUAGUAGGAAGGCACACCUUCCAGAACUUCCCAGAGUUUUUCAUGUUCCAAAAGGUUGGGUUUUUAUUCCUAGAGUGGAUGUCAGGUUGUAAGUUUGAAUUCCUUUUAGUCAGCAGUGGUUUUGGAUCUGGAAAUCGUGCAUGAAUUCAAAUUUCACCUGUUUUUUCUUAUUGUUGGAAGACAAAGAUUGACCUCGACUCCUGGGGAAGUUUGGUGGAUAAUGGCUCUGACUACAAUACAAAAGCCUCAGAAAUGGCCUGGGAACUCCAACCAGACUGAUGGUUGUCAAUAACUUUGUAAUAAUCUGUUCUUGAAUUUAUUCGGGCAGGAUUUUUUUUUUUUUUUUUAAACCAUUUAACCUACUUCAACUAAUGGGACAGGUUCUACUUGACUGAUCUUUUGAUUCUACAGUUCUAGCUAUAAUUUGGCCUGUUAAAGGCCAGUUAAUUCAUAAUAAUAAUAAUAAUAAGAAGAAGAAGAAACAUCAUACUUCAAUAGUAAGUGCAGAUAUGUGCAAUUGAUUUGGUAAUCUGAAACAUUAGACGAACAGACAGAAAGGCAAGUAAAAAAAGGCAUCUACAAGGGAGCAAAUAUUUUUUUUAAAGUAAAAUCUAUGGAAGAAUGAUCCCAGUUUUUGUAUAUAUAUAUAUAUAUAUAUAUAUAUAUAUAUAUAUAUAUAUAUAUAUAUGUUCAUGUCAUUUUGAAUAAAAACAUAAACAUGUUGAAAAUAUUUCUUGUAUGUUUGGCCCAAUUCAUUUUGAUGCCAUUAUUGUUUGGAGCAGUGUUCACAAGGACCGGUGCAUCCCUCUUUUCUUUUCUUUUUUUUUGUCUCAACAUCACUACCUCAUUAGAACGGUUGUUCUAUUUGUUUUACCCAAACUGGGGCCUUUAUACGACAAUUUUUCUAAACUCGUCCGACUUUCAGCGCAAACAGAACGUGUUGGACAGCGACUGUGCGGUCACGCUUCUAUAUCAAAAUGAGGAAUGUGUCUCCUUUUGUCAUUUGUGGGUUUUGUCUCUCUGUGUCAAAGUUCCCUGAUGCAUUUUCUGUGCUCGACCAAAAGCCUUCGUCCUCCGUGGCUACUUCGUCAAAUCGGAAUGUUUGCUUCAGACGUUUUAGUGGAUGUGGGCUUGUCAAAGGAGUUUUUGACAGUUCUGCAGCUCAACACGUCAGUAGCUGCAGCUGGUGUGAUUGUUUUGUGCGGCUUUCAGCUGCUUCCAUUCUGCCCUUUCUUAUAAAUAGACUUUCUGAAGGCUAGCAACUCUAUGAUUUGAGACAUUUUUUUUUUUUACUUGUGAUGGAAAGAAGGUGGAAACUUUGGUUUGUACGACUGUAAAUAGAUAUUACAACUUACCAUCUGUAAUUCUUAUAUGCAAGCAAUAAGUUGGUAUCCUUUUUUUGUUUUUUGGUAACACAAGUUGCUUAGUAACAAAUGUGACCUUCUAAAUUAAAAUUUGGAAAUCUGUAACAACGCACACAGGUCCAUACAAAAAUAUUUUUGCACCUUUUCACUUUUUGACACUUUACAGCCGCACACUUCAUAAAUACAUAAAUUAAGUGGGAAAACAAAUGAUUGAAAAGUUUGGGGGUUUUUUACCAACAAAAUGUGAAAAAUGUCCCAUCUGUUCGUAUUCAGUCACCUGUAAUCUGAUACAGCAAGAAAAAGUAUACUUGUGGUGUUCCACAGGGACGAGUACUGGGACCACAUCUGGUCGUUUUGCACAUAACUGAUUUUCAUAGAUUGUAUGACAUCCUAAUGAAAUAUUGCCACUGAUUUCCUUCAGAAGUUAACAAAUUAGUAAAUUGCCCACCUGGGUGAACUUUAAUUUUAUUUAAAUCCAGCUGUUCCGUGAAGAAAAUGACUCAUGGUCAGAGAGAAAGUUGUGGAGAAGUUUAGGUUCACAUAUGUAUCUAACCGUUUUGCCGUUUUUAUUCAUAGAACAUAAAAAAAACAAAAAAACAUAUUGAAAUUUGUAGUGUGCCACUUUGUGCUGAGGUGUUACGUAAAAUCCCAAUUAAAUACGGUGAAGUUUGUGGCUGUAAUGGCAGAAUGUGAGAAAGUUCAAGUUAGUCCUCUUUCCAGUGGUUUUCUAAUUAAGCCAGACCUGACGUGGAACCAAGCUUCACCUUUCUGUCCUUUCCCUGUUUCUGCGCGUUUCUGUGCAGCUGCGACAGUCUUAACAAGCUCGACCCAAGUUAUUGCAUGUUCCAGUGUUUCCAUCAGCAAAACUCUGUUUUCUCCAACACCUCGCCUUGGUCUAUUCAGACACAGUGUUAGUACAUUUCGAAGUCUAUUCUUUUAUUUUUUUGCUUUCUAGUGUAUAUUUGUGAUUGUGUUUU